CGAGCUCUCAUCUGCUGAGUUCAAGUUUCUAGUCCGGGGAGUUAGUCAAAAAUCAUCCAAGUGUUGCACUUCGAUUGUCACAAAAUCAGGUAACCUCAUGAGCUCAUCUUCUGGUUUAAGUGAGCUAUCUGAUUUAAUUAUAACUUGUUCAGACUUAGGACUAAGUCCAACUAGGGAAAUUAGGGAUAGGUCUGAGAGUGAAGUAGAAUGUGAGAGGGAGCUAAUUGAGGAUUCUAACUGUUCUCCCCCUCCUACUCCUUAUAACGAGAGUUCCAAAAUGGAGAUGUCUUUAGAAGGAACAGUGAGUAUUGGAAGUGGCCAAGAGGUGCGAGAGUUGUCAAGUAAAAGUAGUAGUAAAGUAGAGACUUCCAACAAUGGAGAAAGUGAGGAAAGUGGGAAGGAAGCAAAAGAGGUGGGGGUGCCUUCAAACAUCUUGGAGGUUGAUAAUUGUAGGGUGAAGUGUUAUAAUGAGGGUGAGGAAGUACUUUCGAAAGUCGUUGGAUAUGAGGCAUUUUGGAAGAGUAGGAGUGACCUCACACAUCUGGUGGAGCAGCACACCAUCUUGGGGCACAUUUUGCUUAGACCUGCUAGAGUGGGGGUUGGGGAUAACGCAACUCAUCCCCAACAUAGUUUGACUAAUCAUAAGGGAGGGAGUAGUAAAGAGAAAGGGUGGUUUUAUUUCACACCCGGGGUGGCUGGGGGCGGAAGUAGGAACUUGUUCAUUGUGGGUCCGUCUUCCAUUAAGGGGUGGAAAGACAAGUUUCUGUUUGUGGAUGAUAUGAAGUGGGGAAGGUUGGAUGUAGAGGUGAUGAACCUCUGUAGAGGGAAGGGCAAAAAAGUAAACCCAAAUAAGUACGCGUUAAGUGUGGGGGAGCAGGAGGAGGUGGAGAGGUUGGAAAGGAAGGGUGAGAAGGUGGUGGACAUCAUGCUUCUCACUAGCUCGAAGAUGCUAAAAGUGGUUGAAAUCUAUGGGCCGAUCUCAUUAAGUGAAGAAGACAUGAAUUGGUUGCUGUUUGGAGGUAAGACCAUUGCUUUCCCGGAGAAGAGGUCAAAUGACCUAGGUUCGACUAUUGUAAAGGAAAAGAUAGUGGGUGGGACUUUAAGACCCCACCCAAGUGGAAGAGCCCGAGCUGAAACGGGGCCCAACUUGGAGCAAAGGAAAAAAGGGUUGAAGAGGAGGCUACAUCACAAAAAAGGAGAAGGGUUGAAGAGGAGGCUACAUCACAAAAAAGGAGAAAGGUGGAAGAGGUGCAGCUGCCACAGCCCGAGGCUCCGAUUGAGUUCAUACCUUAGCCUCCGCCAAUGCAGAUUGAUCCAGCUCUGUUGGAGGUGGGAGUGGACUGCUGCUAAACAGUUUAACAAGACCACCUUUCUAGAUGUGGAUCUAGAAAAGGCGAAGAAAGAAGUGGACAAAAAUGGAGGAUCUAGCAUCAUACAACACACCCUUGAGAUGGUAAACCUCGUGAAUGCCUUAACAAAGGAGUCAACAGAGCAGAACUUCAAUGACCUAACUUCCAAACUAGAGAAAGUUAAGGAGGAGUUGGCUACUGCUAAAAAAGCUGUUGAGCUCAAAGAGAAGAAAAGGAAGAAAUGCGAAGAAAAUCUAGCCAAGGCGAAAGAUGAGCUGGUUGAAGUGCAAAGGAAAGUCGAGCUAGUGGAUGAAGUUGGACGAAUUGUACUCCCACCCUGUCUGGAAUACGAGUUCAUUGCUAUCGACAAGAACGAAGCCAAGGUGGGUGGUGGGACUAAGGUCGCAGACAACGCUACCGAGCAAGAAAUGGACCAAUAGUAUCAAGUGAUCGAUUGAUCUUGGCUAGCUCAUCUUUAAUUUUUUAUAUUUGUUAAUCUAAAGGCAUUUGUACCUUAUUUCAAAUUAAUAUAGUACCAAUUUAAGAAAUCUUGUUUUUGUAUUUUUUUCUUUAUAUUUAAAUGUGUGAGUUCUGACAUCAGAACCAUAUCUUGGAAAACUGAAAUUAAAGUUGUAAUAAACUAUUUGACCUUGA
Molecule: messenger RNA, 2003 nt
Organism: Rubroshorea leprosula
Lineage: Eukaryota; Viridiplantae; Streptophyta; Magnoliopsida; Malvales; Dipterocarpaceae
Source: the annotation of a GenBank genome assembly